UUGCUUAUCGACGGUGGCAGUCAUCCUCAUCAUCUACCUGAAGAAUCUCAAAAGAAAAGGCGAAGCACGGCGGUUUUUUUUUUGUCGAGCUUCAAUGGCGGCUUCAUUCACAACCCUGUCAAACGCGAGGUCACUCUCUGCUGCUCCACGGAGCUUUACGCAACCCAAAAUUGCUGCUCCCACAUGUAGUUCUCUCCGACUAGGGAAGAGAUUCGCUUUCAAUUCCGCCAUGUUUUCGUGCCAGCGAUCCUUCUCUGGCUCAUCGUGCCUCGUUACGAGCCGAACCAACCGCUACUUCUCGGUUCAAGCUAGUUCCGAGGUAGCAGAUGUUCAAUCGAAGAUAACCCACAAGGUGUAUUUCGAUAUAAGCGUUGGAAAUCCGGUGGGAAAGCUCGCUGGGAGGAUUGUCAUUGGAUUAUAUGGCGACGAUGUGCCCCAAACCGCGGAAAAUUUCCGUGCUCUUUGCACGGGUGACAAGGGCUUUGGCUACAAGGGCUCUACAUUCCAUCGUGUCAUCAAAGAUUUCAUGAUUCAGGGAGGAGAUUUUGAGAAGGGCAAUGGAACUGGCGGGAAAAGUGUAUAUGGCCGGACGUUCAAAGACGAGAAUUUCAAGUUAUCGCAUAGCGGACCAGGAGUUGUCAGCAUGGCAAAUGCUGGCCCAAAUACAAAUGGAAGUCAAUUUUUCAUCUGCACUGUCAAGACACCAUGGCUCGACGGGAGACACGUGGUGUUUGGGCAAGUGGUGGAGGGAAUGGAGGUGGUGAAGCUGAUAGAGUCACAAGAGACAGACAGAGGAGACCGUCCGAGGAAGAAAGUCGUCAUUGCCGACUGCGGUCAGCUUCCCAUGUCCAAUGCGUAAUCUCUCUUCCCUUCAGUUUUGGACAUUCCCCCAUUUGAGGUUUUGUUUCCUCUCUCUCUCUCUCUUAAAACAUGAUGGAAGAGUUUCAGUUUUCUGUUUGUUGGUUCAGUGUUUAAAUUUACAGUUGUUCCUUUUUUUUUAAUGAUGUUUUUGGAUUUUGCAGUUUAUAAGUUGAAAUCCAGCUUUUAUUAAAUUAA
Molecule: messenger RNA, 1056 nt
Organism: Tarenaya hassleriana
Lineage: Eukaryota; Viridiplantae; Streptophyta; Magnoliopsida; Brassicales; Cleomaceae
Product: photosynthetic NDH subunit of lumenal location 5, chloroplastic
Exons: 7
Coding region: 95-859 (254 amino acids)
Biological process (GO): protein peptidyl-prolyl isomerization; protein folding
Molecular function (GO): peptidyl-prolyl cis-trans isomerase activity
Source: RefSeq, a predicted model, not a curated record